Messenger RNA from Fragaria vesca subsp. vesca, 822 nucleotides. RefSeq names its product protein SUPPRESSOR OF npr1-1, CONSTITUTIVE 1-like. The coding region runs from base 1 to 822 and encodes 273 amino acids. Lineage: Eukaryota; Viridiplantae; Streptophyta; Magnoliopsida; Rosales; Rosaceae. The record is from RefSeq and is a predicted model, not a curated record. The transcript has a single exon. Gene Ontology annotation, molecular function: protein binding.
AUGGAUUUAAGGGGUUGUGAAUCCCUAACAGAACUCCCAGACUUCGGUGGAAUCCCAAACUUGAAAGAGUUGGAUCUAUCUGACUGUAAGAAUUUAGUUGAGGUUCCUGAUUCCGUUGGAUUCCUCCGUAACCUUGUUACUUUGAAUGUUGACGGCUGCAAGAACCUUUUUAAGUUUCCAAGAAAAAUCAACUGGAAAUGUUUAGGAAGUCUUUUUAUCUGCUAUUGCAAGCUUGAGGAAUUUUCAGAAGUUGAGGAAGAGAUGGGUUCAUUGACAGAUUUGAAUCUAUCAGGCACUCAUAUUAGAGAAUUGCAUCCGUCCAUUUCAAAACUUACAAGGCUAGAAGACUUGAUCCUAGAGCAGUGUCAGAAUCUUACAUAUCUGCCAUUUAGCAUCUAUGAGUUGCGCAACCUAAAGUAUCUUGACGCGAGUAUUUGCUCAAGUCUUGCUACAUUUCCAGGAAUUCCAAUGAAGAUGGAUUCGCUGAGAGAACUUUUUCUAGGAGGCAGUGACAUAAGAGAAUUGGACGAGUCAAUUGGAAAUCUCAUUGGCCUUGAAGUGUUGGAUCUUAUUUGUGACUGCAAAAAUCUUACAACUCUACCAUGCAGCAUUUAUGGGUUGCAAAAUUUGGAGAGGCUUUAUCUCCGUGGCUGCUCAAAACUAGUUAAAUUUCCUACAAAUACCAACAUUUUGAUUGACGAUGGUUGCUCUCUAUCACUUCCCAAGCUAGAGUGGUUGGAUAUCAGUGGAUGCGAUGAUACGAAUUACCCAGGUGAUAUUACUAAUAGCGGAAUUAUUAAUAGCACUAAAACACACAGGUAA